CUUUCCUUCCGACGUCCACUAUGUAUUGGGACAGGCACUCCCGGAUCUCUACAUUCUUCAAUUCUCCAGAAAGGGCGUCUCCUCGUUCGAGCUCAAUUUUGACAAGGUCUUCGUCUCCGUCGUCCUCCCAUUCUGACUUACCUGCUACUUUGGAUGCCCAUCAAAAUGCCAAUCCAGUAGUCUUGGGUGUAUGCGCUAUGGAUGUCAAGGCAAGGUCGAAGGCGAUGCGUGAAAUUCUUAUUCGACUCGUCGAGCGGGCUCGCGGUUCCAUAGAAGUCAAGGUUUUCGGUGACAAAGUCAUAUUAGACGAGGACGUCGAAAACUGGCCUAGAUGUGAUAUACUUAUUUCCUUCUUUUCCACGGAUUUCCCUCUUGACAAGGCGAUAUCUUACGUCAAACUUCGAAAUCCGUUCUGUAUCAACGAUCUUGCUCCUCAGGCUUUGCUUUGGGAUCGUCGGUUAGUUGGUGCAGUUCUUGAUCAUCUCAAAGUACCAACUCCACCUCGCCUCGAGAUAUCCCGCGACGGCGGCCCAAAGAUUGACUCCGAACUGAUCAGUCUGAUGAAACAACGUCAUGGUAUCACGCUAGGAGGCUAUCAAGUCACUCCAGAAGUCACCCUUCGAGAGGAUGGUGAUGCUAUCAUCAUAGACAACAAAGUAUUGGAAAAGCCAUUUGUCGAGAAACCUGUGAGCGGAGAGGACCAUAACGUCUAUAUCUACUUCAAGGGAGGCGGCGGACGUAGACUUUUCAGAAAGGUUGGUAACAAAUCCAGCGACUUGGACCCGACAUUAAAUCAUCCCCGGACGGACGGUUCCUAUAUCUAUGAGAAAUUUAUAGAUGUCGACAACUCCGAAGAUAUCAAGGUAUAUACCGUCGGAAAGGAGUACACGCACGCCGAAACCCGAAAAUCCCCCGUCGUUGACGGUGUUGUUCGACGGAACACAGAAGGCAAAGAGAUCCGCUUUAUCACGAGACUUAGUGAAGAAGAAAAAGCUUGGGCUACUAAGAUAUGCGAAGGAUUCGGCCAACGCGUCUGCGGUUUUGACAUGCUCCGCUGUGACAACGGGCAGAAAAGUCAAGUCAUCGACGUCAACGGCUGGAGUUUUGUCAAAGGCAAUAACACAUAUUAUGGUACUGCUUUUCUCUUUCGUGGAUCAUCCGUCUGCAUGCACUACGGUAUUGUAUCAUUGAGUCGCAGGUCCUCCCAGUGGGCAGAGAGGGCAGAUCGCUGUGAUGUGGCUUGCCGAGACAAAGCUGCGGACAUUCUUGCCGCUCUGUGUAUGCGAUUAUCGUCAUCGCCUGAUCGCGCUCUGCCUGGGGCCGAGAACACGUCUCUCGAAACUCCGACCUGGUUACUCAAGGCGAACGUGACGGUAUACAGACACGCCGAUCGUACACCGAAACAGAAACUGAAAUUCAAUUUCCCGAUUGGCGAGCCUUGGACACAACCUUUCGUCGCCCUCUUGAAUGGAGAGAAGGAAGAGAUCAUUCUUCGAGAGAAAGACCAACUGAACCUAAUUGCUACCGCUGUUGAGGAAGCGAAGAGACUGGGGGCAGAUGGUGAAGAGCUGAACAAAUUGACGCAGUUGAACAACGCCCUCUUCAGCAAGAUUGAUUUACCUGGAACAAAAGCUCAACUCAAACCAGUGUACUCUAAACGUCAGGCGGGACAUGUGCGAAGACUAACAAAAUUGACACUGGUAUUCAAAUGGGGUGGAGAGUUCACACACUCCGCCCGCUAUCAAUCGAGAGAUCUGGGCGAGAACAUGAAGAAGGAUAUUUCCAUUAUGAACAAGGAAGUCCUGCAAAAUGUGAAGAUCUUUACAUCGUCCGAAAGACGUGUCAUUGCUUCAGCGGAAAUUUUCGCAGCUUCUCUUUAUGACACCCAAUCUCCUUCUUACCCAAUGAACACACCUUCCAACUCCAGCUCACGGUCUUCAACGGACGGAUCGACCAACGGCAAUGGGAGCUACAUGAAUUCUCCCCAUCCCGAGCCCCCUCUCACACUCAUUGUGCGAAAGGACCUGCUUGACGAUUCCAAUGCUGCAAAAGAUUUGAUGGAUGAUGUCAAGAAACGUCUCAAGAUCUUAUUGCGACCUGGUGAGCCGGAGAAAAGGCCUGAGCUUACGUGGCCCAAGAGCAUGAAGAAAGAGCCCGUUGAGGUAGUCAAAGAGGUGAUAGAACUGCUAGGAUCCUUCAGGGACAUCAUGCGUCGGAAUUUUGAGACCAUGGAUGUCGACAGGAUUCAGGAAAGAUGGUGCUGCGAUGAUGAACCAUGGCUAUUUCGAGAAAGAUGGGAGAAGUUGUUCGAAGACUUUUGUGAUGUUGAACAGAAGAAGUUUGACCCCUCACGGGUAUCGGAGCUUUACGAUACCAUCAAGUACUGUGCCUUGCACCACAGAACCUUCUUGUUUGCUAUAUUCGACGAGAACGGACGCCGAGAUCCUCUUCAGCCUCACGACCGUAAACUACAUGAGUUGUAUGGUAGAGCCAAGGCCCUCUUUGAUCUAGUUGCUCCUCAGGAGUAUGGCAUAGAUCCGGAUGAGAAAGAAGAAAUUGGCGUCCUAACAUCUCUACCGUUGCUUCACAAUGUCGUCCAAGAUUUGGAAGCAGCUCGAAACAAUGGCGGUAGUUCAUUGACGCUCUACUUCACCAAAGAAAGCCAUAUUCAUACCUUGGUCAACCUUGUACUACUCUCCGGUCUCCCGAUUGCCAAUCGCCGCAUCCCAGAACUAGAUUACGCUUCUCAUAUCACAUUUGAACUGUAUGAGCGUAAUCACGGACGAGGCAAGUCGGACAAGGAGUAUUCUAUCAAGAUCUCUUUAAGCGAAGGUGCACACUCGUCGAAUGUACUAGAUUCGACAUUAGAUGCCCGCCAUUCCCUGAAUGUCCAGUCACGAAAGAAAUUGUCGCAACAUCUACCGUAUAGCCUCGUUAUAGAGAAACUAUCCAAACAUUUCCAUAGAUUAAGUGAACUCCAAGAUGAGGAUACCGGUCCGGACACGCCCUUUGAGACAGUGGAAGCCUUGCCCGCCCUAGACAGCGGAAGUGACGAUUUGUAGACAUGCUUAAUAGUACUAAUAGUAAAACAUACAACGGUAAUCAAUAAUAUAAUGUACACCCCAGACACUUGUAAAUACACUACCAUCGUCUAUUCU
Molecule: messenger RNA, 3158 nt
Organism: Guyanagaster necrorhizus
Lineage: Eukaryota; Fungi; Basidiomycota; Agaricomycetes; Agaricales; Physalacriaceae
Exons: 16
Coding region: 21-3062 (1013 amino acids)
Biological process (GO): inositol metabolic process; inositol phosphate biosynthetic process
Cellular component (GO): cytosol
Molecular function (GO): ATP binding; 5-diphosphoinositol pentakisphosphate 1-kinase activity; inositol hexakisphosphate kinase activity
Source: RefSeq, a predicted model, not a curated record